AUGGACUCACAAGUAGCCCGAUUAGUCGAUAAGAUCUGGGCGAAAUUCCAGGAUACGCCUGAAAAUGCCCGCCUACUUGUUGCAGUCAGUGGAAUCCCCGGUUCCGGAAAGACCGAGCUUGCGAUUACAAUGGCAAAACGGAUCAAUGAAUUACACGGCGGACAAAACAACGGUCUAAUCGCUGCUGCAAUCCCCAUGGACGGAUACCACCUCACACGCGCACAGCUCGCUCAAAUGCCUGAUCCAGAGUACGCGGCCGCACGACGAGGCGCAGCAUUUACGUUCGAUGGGGAGAAGUUCUUAGCCUUAGUUCGUGCGCUGCGCGAGCCAUUAACAGCCGAAACGCAAACGUUGCAUGCGCCCAGUUUUGACCACGCAGUCAAGGAUCCCGUGGACAAUGAUAUCCCCAUUGCUGCUGCGAGACGGGUUAUAUUCUUUGAAGGAAAUUACCUGAGUUUGAAUAAGGAGCCGUGGAGCUCGGCGGCGAAGCUGAUGGAUGAGCUGUGGUUUGUGGAUGUUGAUUUCGAUACGGCACGGCAACGCUUGAUCAAAAGGCAUGUUAAGGCGGGGAUAGCGAAGGACGAGGCUGAUGCCGAGAAGCGGGCGAACGAGAAUGAUCUGGUCAAUGGACGAGAGAUUGUGGACUGUAGGCUUGAGGUGCAGGAGGUUAUUCAGAGCUCAUAUGAUCCCAAGUGGGAGUACUGA
Aspergillus mulundensis is the source of this 705-nucleotide messenger RNA. RefSeq names its product kinase-related protein. Gene Ontology annotation, cellular component: cytoplasm. Bases 1 to 705 code for a protein of 234 amino acids. The transcript is spliced from 2 exons. NCBI's taxonomy places the organism in Eukaryota, Fungi, Ascomycota, Eurotiomycetes, Eurotiales, Aspergillaceae. The record is from RefSeq and is a predicted model, not a curated record.